Cyclospora cayetanensis is the source of this 2355-nucleotide messenger RNA. RefSeq lists its product as uncharacterized. The transcript is spliced from 2 exons. The coding region runs from base 1 to 2355 and encodes 784 amino acids. The record is from RefSeq and is a predicted model, not a curated record. Lineage: Eukaryota; Apicomplexa; Conoidasida; Eucoccidiorida; Eimeriidae.
AUGACGGAACCUGCAAGAGCUAGAGAGGGUAAAAACCCCUCCAACGAAGCCGAAGAGCCGCGUCGGGUACCUAGUUCAGGCCAUCCGAAGGCAAAAGAAGAGCAGGAAAGUUCGUCUUGUGGAGGGACUACGUCAGCAGAGAGCCCACGGGAAGCGACUCUCGGAGAGUACAAUCUGGGGGCAUGCAGCGGGAUGCCUGCCGAUGGAUGGGCAGAGGCUUUGAGUGUUGCUAUCCCUAUGGAGGUGUGCGACGUCGAGAAAUCUGAUGAGCAGAAAAAGGAAGCUGACACCGGUGGCCACUCCUGGUUGCCCUCGGCUGACUCUAUGCUUGCACACAGCAGUUCACACCGAGCUCCUGUAAAUGGGAAGCUUUGUAGGAGUACAAGCUCUACAUCAGGCUGUUAUCCAAGCGAGCCUGGACCUAAGAGCAUGGCUCGUAGGGCUGCAGCAGCUGCCGUAGCUGCAAAUAGCUGCCGCGGCGAUGAUCCCACCCCGUCACGGCUACCCCACCGGUCUGGCCUAGACCGCACAGCGAAAGGAGUAGCUGCUGGAUACAAACAAGCAAGCAGCACAUGCGGCAUUAGCACAAAGCAUGAAGGAGAGGGUGGCCGGGAACUCAGAGACACUGAUCUUACUACGGAGGAGUCUGAUGAAACCAGUGGUAGUGUCCAUUCCUUCAAAGAUGGUGAUGAGACUUAUGAACGGCUCAGAAAGAGCCGUGCAGAACGGCGGAAAUCUACAGAUCAAGAUACCGAUGAGGGUCCAGGUUCAAAUGAGGAAUCUUAUGGGACACAGCUGGAAACCCCAUCGAGGGGACUGGGGAAACGUUCUAUAAAGCGGCCUGCUCGCUAUGAAGACUGGCUUGCUGAAAAUGAAGACGAGCAUGCAAGUCCAGCCGUCCCGCCAGCCAGGAUGCCGCACCAGAAGAGGUGCCGCGGAGGAACUUUUCCCGUUCCAAGGGUUGUCAAACGCAAGGAAGAACCUGUUGAGACUUGCCCAGCUACGUCUGAAACGCCGGUGCCACGCCCUAAUGCUAGGGGAAGCGCCAUAACUACACGGAAGAGGAGGCUGAUGCCAUGGCUUGACAUGGCAGCCGUUGAAGCGGUUGCUGCAAAUUGUGUUGCUAAGCCGCUUCCCGAUAGCGACCGCGCGAUAGCGACAGGGGUGGCUGCCGCUGCUGCUGCUGCUGCUGCAGUAGCAGCGACUACGGCGGUAACCUUCACGCCCGUCUCCGCUAGAGUCCUCUCAGGUAGAGGAGCCUCUGCCUCUGAUGGAAUCCAAGGUAUUUUCGACAGAGCACUGAAUACUCUCAGGCGCAUCCCACAGAGCGAAGGGCAGCCGUCAUCCGAGACAGCUCCAAGCAGUGCAGCACCUACAAGUCAUGGGCAAAAACGUGCUACGUGCGAGGUGACUAGCUUUCAUGAAUCUCAUAUUGACAAUACAGCGAGCUCUGCUGUGCACGCUGAUUGGGAUGCGCAUUCAUCUUGUGGAAGCCACCCUAGAUGGCAACAACAACUGUACAGGCAUCCGUCUCAGCCUACUACUACUACUGCAAUGCGGUACCCCACCCUCGCGAGUGAGCUAGAGGAGGUAGCAGAACAAGCAGCAAGAGAAGCAGCAUGCUUCCAAGCUUCUGCAGGAAUCGGGAGAUCCUCCCUUAUAGAAUCUGGUUCAGUAGAACCAGACACAGUGCGGAGGUUUUUGCUCUGGCAUGGAAGGAAACCCCCUCAACCUGCUGCAAGAGCUCCUCCUCAGAGGGCUGAGCAACAGCUACAGCUGAUUAAGGAGCAGCUGCUGGAACAGCAUAGGCUUCUCUGCGCACGCAAUGAACAGAAAGCGCAGAACCGUAUACUUGCCACCUCGUCUCAGCAUCGAAGUCUCGGGAGCAUUAUACAUGGAUCCGUGCCAGACACACAUCAUCUGCGACUUGAAGUGCAGCAUGAACAGGAGCGCAGGCAACAAAAGCUCGAUCUCAAUGAACUGAAAGAAAAUCUUGAACUGCAGCUCCUCACGUCGAUUGCAGCAGAGGAGCACGCGCGUCUAGGUAGCGACAGGUUAGCGUGUGAAGGCGAAGUACAGCAACAACCGCCAACACCAACCUUUUCGGAGCGGCAGCGCGCCCAAACUCAACAGGCCAUGCUUUCGGAACAGCUCCAACAACUUGCUUUACUUGGAAGCAUAGAUUCCCUCUUCGAGCGUCAUGUCCCGGACUCCCCUCCCAACGGUAGUACUGGAAGCGAAGAGGAUGGAGACUCUUUUGUAUUGCCUUCUUCCUCCUCCUUGCAGCAGCAUCAGAGGGGCAAAAAUACACAAAGGGUGCGAUCCCCGACUCUUAGUGACAAAUGUGAUAAUUAA